AUGGCGCUCUGCCUUCAGACUCCACCAUCAGGUCUGAGCUCCACUCGUCGAAGCGGCAGCAACACAUCUCACAUCCGACCUCCUUCUGUUACUGUCUUUGCAGUUAAUAAAGCUAGCUCCAAGCAGCAACAAAAGGGCUCUGUGAUUUCCCUCCCAACUACCUUCUCACCUGACCAAAUCAUCCCUUCCAGUUUUGGCCUUGAUAUGACUGUUCUCGAGCUAGAGCGCCUCUUCAAAGAGGCCAGAGGAAAUUCUCAUCUCCUCCCGCAGCUCUCUGGCCCUUCCCAUCCCUCCCCUAUCCCCAGUUUCUCUGGACGUCCCCCUGUCCGUGUCGCCUAUCAAGGCGUUCCUGGCUCUUACUGCCAAGAAGCCGCCAUCAAAGCCUUCUCCUCCAUCUGCACCGCCCUCCCCUGCAAUCACAUGGAAGAUGCCUUCCAAGCCCUUGAGGAUAAAACUGCCCAUCGAGCGAUCAUCCCCAUUGAGAACUCGAUUGAUGGCCCCAUCUAUCGUAAUUUCGAUCUCCUCCUCCGCCACCAAGGUGUUCGGAUUGUCCGUGAGCUUAUCCUUCCCGUUAAUCACUGUCUCUUGGCUGUGCCAGGGGCUUCGACAUCCAGCUUGAAGCGGAUUGUCAGCCAUCCGCAGGCACUAAGUCACUGCAAGUCGAAACUCAAAUCCCUCCCUCAUCUGGAGAUUGAAGAGGUCCCGAAUGCGGCUGACGCAGCACGGUAUGUAUCAGAGAAUCAUAUCGCUGAUACAGCCGUGAUCGGAAGCAAGAUAGCAGGCAGGGAGUUUGGGUUGCAGAUACUGGAACAGAAUUUCCAGGAUGGGAAUGGGAAUGGCAAUUUCAAUCGAUUCCUUCAGCUAGGACUAGAACCGUUUCCCGAACCACAGGGAACAGAGAAAUCAAGAGCUUGGAAAACAAGCAUAGCAUUUUCUCUGGAAAACGGUGCUUCAGAUCUAUUCCGGGCACUCUGGCUGUUUGAGAGCAGGAACAUAACGGUGACGCGAGUAGAGCACCGCCCGAACCGGUUGAACCCAGUACGUGUGGUGAAGGAGGAAACUGGUGAUGUCCGGUACAUGGACUACAUAUUCAUAUUGGAUUUGGAAGGGAACUUGUGGGAUUCGAGCCUGAGAAAGAGGGUCGCAUUUAUACCAUUACCAUCAAAGCAGGGUAUUGGCAUGGAUUGUGCAGCGGUAGGAAACGGGCUACGUGUAAAGCUUUGGGAAGAUACAUGGUUGGGAACUCGUCCGUUGAAGGAAGUGUUCUUGAGCCAGCCUCGGAUAUUUCGGUUGCGGAAUGCUUUUAAUGGCUACGUCCGCCGGUGUGUGGGCACCUCCUUGUAG
This is a messenger RNA of Magnolia sinica, 1344 nucleotides long. RefSeq names its product arogenate dehydratase/prephenate dehydratase 1, chloroplastic-like. Gene Ontology annotation, biological process: L-phenylalanine biosynthetic process. The record is from RefSeq and is a predicted model, not a curated record. The transcript is spliced from 3 exons. Gene Ontology annotation, molecular function: arogenate dehydratase activity; prephenate dehydratase activity. Gene Ontology annotation, cellular component: chloroplast; cytoplasm. NCBI's taxonomy places the organism in Eukaryota, Viridiplantae, Streptophyta, Magnoliopsida, Magnoliales, Magnoliaceae. Bases 1 to 1344 code for a protein of 447 amino acids.